GUGGGUGGAGUUGCUGGAGUCGGUGCCUCACUCUUAAGCUUCCCCCGUCCACCGGCGGCAGAGCCGGCCGGGGCAGCGGGGUCUGCUCCAAGGCCUAGCGGGUUUGGACUCGCCCUCCCGACUUACUGCUACGUAACCGGGGCUGGGGGGGUGAGGACCGCCCCUGAGGUCUCUUUCCAGGCGACCUUCGGCGCCUCCUGGAAGAGAAGAAGAAUCUAAAUUAGGGAAAGGAGCUAACCCUUAUCCAGGACCAGGCUCUUUCACCUGCGAGGCUCCCUCAAUCUGCACCUCAGCCGUGAGGGAGGAAUUGAUCAUCCUGUUUACUGAGGAAGAAACUGGGGCUCAGAAAGAUACCAUGGUGUAAUUUGAGGAGCGACAUCUUCUGAAAACUCAGAACAGAAGAAGCCUUUUUGGCCAACAUGGAGGAAAAAAGACGACGAGCCCGAGUGCAGGGAGCCUGGGCUGCCCCUGCGAAGAGCCAGGCCAUUGCUCAGCCAGGUACCACUGCUAAGAGCCACCUCCAUCAGAUGCCUGGUCAGACCUGGAGGAACAAGGACCAUCUGUCUAACAGAGAAUUUGUGUUCAAAGAACCCCAGCAGGUAGUACGUAGAGCCCCAGAGCCACGAGUGAUUGACAGAGAGGGUGUGUAUGAAAUCAGCCUAUCACCUACAGGCGUAUCUAGGGUGUGUUUGUAUCCUGGCUUUGUUGACUUAAAAGAAGCAGACUGGAUAUUGAAACAGCUUUGUCAAGAUGUUCCCUGGAAACAGAGGACCAGCAUCAGAGAGGAUAUAACUUAUCAGCAACCAAGACUUACAGCAUGGUAUGGAGAACUUCCUUACACUUAUUCAAGAGUCACUAUGGAACCAAACCCUCACUGGCAUCCUGUGCUGAGCACACUAAAGCACCGCAUUGAGGAGAACACCGGCCACACCUUCAACUCCUUGCUCUGCAAUCUUUACCGAAAUGAGAAGGACAGUGUGGACUGGCAUAGCGACGAUGAACCCUCACUCGGGAGGUGCCCCAUCAUUGCUUCACUCAGUUUUGGUGCCACACGCACUUUUGAGAUGAGGAAGAAGCCACCGCCAGAAGAGAAUGGAGACUACACGUAUGUGGAAAGAGUGAAGAUACCCUUGGAUCACGGGACCUUGUUAAUCAUGGAGGGCGCCACACAAGCUGACUGGCAGCAUCGAGUGCCCAAAGAAUACCACUCUAGAGACCCGAGAGUCAACCUGACCUUUCGGACAGUUUAUCCAGACCCUAGAGGGGCACCCCAGUGAUGUGAGAUCUUUGAGAGAGAAGCCGCACUGAGACUGAGCAACCCUUCCACGGAGAAGAAACUUCAAGAGGCCGGUUCCCACUGAUCUCAUGGUGUGGCUGUUUGGAAGAUGGUGGGGUUUGUUUCCCAGCUCCUAUUAAAUGAGAGCCAGCAGUUCA
This is a messenger RNA of Lemur catta (Ring-tailed lemur), 1434 nucleotides long. It is a transcript of the gene ALKBH3, whose product is annotated as alkB homolog 3, alpha-ketoglutarate dependent dioxygenase. Gene Ontology annotation, molecular function: dioxygenase activity. NCBI's taxonomy places the organism in Eukaryota, Metazoa, Chordata, Mammalia, Primates, Lemuridae. Gene Ontology annotation, biological process: DNA repair; DNA alkylation repair. The coding region runs from base 420 to 1277 and encodes 285 amino acids. The record is from RefSeq and is a predicted model, not a curated record. Gene Ontology annotation, cellular component: nucleus. The transcript has 10 exons.